This is a messenger RNA of Agrilus planipennis (emerald ash borer), 2191 nucleotides long. Its product is annotated as probable E3 ubiquitin-protein ligase RNF144A-A. Bases 499 to 2007 code for a protein of 502 amino acids. Gene Ontology annotation, cellular component: cytoplasm; ubiquitin ligase complex. Gene Ontology annotation, molecular function: zinc ion binding; ubiquitin protein ligase activity; ubiquitin conjugating enzyme binding. The transcript has 2 exons. Gene Ontology annotation, biological process: ubiquitin-dependent protein catabolic process; protein polyubiquitination; positive regulation of proteasomal ubiquitin-dependent protein catabolic process. The record is from RefSeq and is a predicted model, not a curated record. Lineage: Eukaryota; Metazoa; Arthropoda; Insecta; Coleoptera; Buprestidae.
CUGACAUGAAACUGACAUAAACCGAAAAUAUUUUAACCUUAUCAAAAAUAAUAUUUUUCCUAAGUGAAAAGUGAUUGUUCGAAAAAUUGAAAAAUAUUCUUAAGAAAAGCUUCAAAUUAAUGAAUAAUUAACAAAAGUAUAUAGACAAGUUGUAGGGUCAAACGGGGAGUUUUAAUUUAUAACUGUUUAUCUCGUCAACACCCGUGACAAUCAGCUCUACGUAAUAAAAUGACUUAUUGAAAUUAUCUUGAUUGAAAUUAAACUUUAAAAAUGUUUUUAGUAUGAUAAGUAUUAUAAAACGUAACAAAGUGCUGAUUAAAUGUUCGUUGUGCGUCGAUUUUUUGCGGGUUAUUUGUUAUGUAUCUAGAUAAACAAGUUUAAAACGUCAACAAAGUGAUGUAAGUAUGUUCAAAUUCAGCAUGGAUGUUACUGAAGCAAAAUCGUUGUGGGCCAUCCCUGUGUACAAUUCUUCUUGUGGUUAACUAAGAAAAAAAUAACAUGGUAUUACCAGUGAAACCAAUAGCAGAUAGUAAAGGCUCUCAAGUUACAAGGAACGGAGACAGAAGGCAGUCAUACUUUGGAAUUAUAAGGGCAGACAAUUCUGUUUGUCAAGAGAAAAGAAGGGCUGUAUGUUCUUGGUAUGGGUAUGGUACUAUUAAAGAAAACUCGAUUAAACCACUAAAAAAUACUAUACUAUUAGAAAAUCAGAAUCACCAUUUGAUGACCACUUUAGCCACACCACAUGCUACCACUCAAAAAACCUGUUGGCCCCGUAGCCGUGUAGACUUUUUGGCCAUGCCCGAAUUAAAAUCAUUGGUGAAUAAACGACGCAAUAGCGGUUCAGGUUUAGAAGCCGACUCUACAUCACCUUUAGUUCAAAACAAGCCGAGUUCAAGUUCAGCAAUAAGACCUUCAGCUAGCUUGGCUAGCCUGAAAAAAUGCGAGAUGUUACUCGCAUCUACUGGCUUAUUAAAGCCUGCUGUAUCGACGAAUAGCACCGAAAAAAUACAGCCUAUGAACAGGUUGAGGGUGUCACCUUCAGGAUCCACUUCAAGACUAUGUUCAAGAUGUUCCAGUUUGCUCACAUUGGCUUCCAGUUCCAGAUAUUCCUUGAACGUGUCCACAGGUGGUUUUGAGCCUGUCACCGAAAAAACUUGGCUACUUUGCAAACUAUGUCUCACAGAGGUGCCUUCACAUAACAUUUACCGACUCAAGCAAUGUAACUGUUCGUUUUGCAUGCAAUGCAUGAAAAAUUACGUGGAAUUUGAGAUCGCUGAAGGUGCUUACGAUAUUUCAUGUCCAGAUGCUCAGUGUCCUUCCCAGGGGGUGCUUCAGCUGGAUGAAAUCGAAAAAUUAGUCGGUUCUGAAACGUUAGGAAAGCAUAAAAAAUAUCGUUUGAAUAGGGAAGUAGAGCUGGACAAGAGCAGAACAUGGUGUCCACGGGCUGGUUGUGAAACGGUUUGCGACUUAUGUCCCACGCAUCCCUGCUCUCCUCACAGUGUACAUUGUCCCACCUGUACCACCGAUUUUUGUAGCAGUUGCAAACUGGAAUGGCAUCCGAGUCUUACGUGCGACGAAAAUGCGAAAAAAUUAGCUAAAGAAGGAAAGGUAGAGGAUCAGGGUAUCCCUUUUGAUUCGGAUCUCAUUAAGUGCUGUCCCAUGUGUAACGUCCCCAUUGAAAAGGACGAGGGCUGUGCACAGAUGAUGUGCAAGAGAUGCAAACACGUUUUCUGCUGGUAUUGUCUCGCUAGUUUGGACGACGACUUCCUCUUAAGACAUUACGACAAAGGGCCGUGCAAGAACAAAUUGGGACAUUCUCGGGCUUCCGUCAUCUGGCAUCGAACUCAAGUCAUAGGGAUAUUUGCGGGAUUAGGGAUCUUAUUGCUCGUCGCAUCUCCUCUUUUAUUGCUUGCAGCACCAUGUAUAGUUUGCUGCAAAUGUCGUGUUUGCAAUCCCGGAAAUAGUAACAUCAACAACGAUCCUGAGGUGCCCGACGACCAGACUUAAUUUUGUCACAAUACACUAACUUAAUUAAUAAAUAGGGCGUAAGUUUAUAUAUGCUCACUAAUGAUGAUGAUAUAAUAUUAGACCGGCACAUUUAUUAAAAGAAAAGACAAAAGAGUUAAAAGCUUUAGAAGUCAAAUUUGUCAUCUUCGGUCAGAUUUAAUGUGCUGCUCAGAUUAAAAACUAA